AUCGCUACGGGGAAAGGGGCAGCAUUAUGCAUACGUGCAAAAUGUUCCGCCGUCAUCCCCAAUCUCACAGAACCCGGCUAAGCGCCCUUUGUGAUGCCAUGCGACAUGCGCAAAAUUGACAACCGAGCCUCAUUCAGGACGUCCUCCGGGCGAGAGUCCAAAACUGGGCACUCUCCCCGUCCGAAUGGGCGGAUCGGAGCACGCAUGCAGUAGGUUCGUAUCUGAGAUAUAUUACAGCUACCCCUGGCGCCUGUCAUCUUGCCUUGUUUAUAUAGACAGUCAGUCGUUGCCCGUGGCUUGUCUUGACAGCCUCACCGAGUCCUCUACCCGGCUCUGCUCUCUCUCGUUCACAAGCACCACUCUCUUUUCACAGUCUCUCCUUUGAAGCAAGUCUUCACACAAUGCACUUCACUUCUCAAACAGCUCUGGCGCUGGUCGCCGCGACGGGUGCCAACGCCCAGCUCCACCAGCUCGCCGUAGCAGCCGGACUCAAGUACUUCGGCACUGCCACCGACAACCCCGAGCUCGAUGACACAGCUUACACUGCCAUCCUCAACGACGCCACGGAAUUCGGCCAGAUCACAGUCGGCAACACCCAGAAAUGGGACACGGUCGAGGCGCAGCAGGGUGUAUUCUCAUACACGAAGGGUGACGUGAUCGUCGACCUUGCCGAGAAGAACUCGCAGGUUGUCCGAUGCCACAACCUGGCCUGGUACAACCAGCUGCCGUCCUGGGUCUCCUCGGGCUCGUGGACCAACGAGACCCUCAUCGACGUCCUCGAGAACCACAUCACCAACGAGGUCGAGCACUACAAGGGGCAGUGCUACUCUUGGGAUGUCGUCAACGAGGGCAUCAGCGACAACGGCGACGGGUCCUUCCGCGACGUCGUGUUCUACAAGGUCAUCGGCGAAGCCUACUUCCCGAUCGCCUUCGCGGCGGCCGCCGCCGCGGACCCGGACGCCAAGCUCUACUACAACGACUACUCGCUCGAGUACUCGGGCGCCAAGACGGACGCUGCCCUCAAGAUUGUUGACAUCGUCAAGGGGGCAGGUGCUAAGAUCGACGGUGUCGGUUUCCAGGGCCAUUUCAUCGUCGGCAGCACCCCCUCCGCGAAGGACCUGGCCGCCGUCAUGGAGAAGUUCACCGCCAAGGGCCUAGAAGUUGCUUUUACCGAGCUCGACGUGCGCCACGCUUCCGUCCCCGCCGACGCUGCCGCGCUCGAGAAGCAAGUGACCGACUACGUCAAUAUCGUGCAGGCUUGCGUGCAGGUUGAGGGAUGUGUGGGGCUGACUUUGUGGGAUUACACCGACAAGUUCUCCUGGGUCCCGUCCACCUUCGCGGGUGCCGGUGAGGCUUGCCUGUACGACGAGAACCUGUCCAGGAAGCCAGUGUGGACCUCCGUCUCCGCCGCUCUGGCUGCUGCUGGCACCGGUGGCGUGGUCCCGUCUUCUUCCGCCGCGAGCACGGCUGCCGCUGUUGCCACUGGCGGUGCUUCGGCCGCUGCCCCCGUUGUCGGCGCCUCGGGCUCUGCUGCCCAGUCUGUUGCUCCCACUGCUCCUGCUGCUGCUGCCACCCAGGUGUCUCCUACUUCUUCUGUGGAGGCUGCCGCUCCCACUUCCACGGGCAAGACUUGCACCAGGAGGACUAAGACCGUUUACGUUACCGCGUCUGCGUAGGACAUACUGUCCUGGGAUCUGUCAAAACGGGUUUGAUGGGAGGCAUUGAUCCUAUCGAACAAAAGCUCAAGCUUGGAGUGUUCUUGUACAUAGAAAUUCUCAAUCUGCAUAGUAAAUAUCUCAUGCC
Molecule: messenger RNA, 1803 nt
Organism: Diaporthe batatas
Lineage: Eukaryota; Fungi; Ascomycota; Sordariomycetes; Diaporthales; Diaporthaceae
Exons: 1
Coding region: 402-1676 (424 amino acids)
Biological process (GO): carbohydrate metabolic process
Molecular function (GO): hydrolase activity, hydrolyzing O-glycosyl compounds
Source: RefSeq, a predicted model, not a curated record